This is a messenger RNA of Nerophis lumbriciformis (worm pipefish), 2640 nucleotides long. It is a transcript of the gene hoxa4a, whose product is annotated as homeobox A4a. Gene Ontology annotation, molecular function: DNA-binding transcription factor activity, RNA polymerase II-specific; RNA polymerase II cis-regulatory region sequence-specific DNA binding. Gene Ontology annotation, cellular component: nucleoplasm; nucleus. NCBI's taxonomy places the organism in Eukaryota, Metazoa, Chordata, Actinopteri, Syngnathiformes, Syngnathidae. Gene Ontology annotation, biological process: positive regulation of transcription by RNA polymerase II; embryonic skeletal system morphogenesis; anterior/posterior pattern specification. The record is from RefSeq and is a predicted model, not a curated record.
GUUCUUUUUCCCCCCUAUCAAAGUUACAUGUUUAAAAAAAAAAUAAAAAAAAUCCAUCCAUCCAUCCAUUCCUACCGCUUGUCCCUUUCGGGGUGUGGACAAAAAGGUUGUUCUAACACAGUUUACCACAUUUUCUCUCAUAUUUGGGAAUAUAUAAUCAAUUUUUUUUUAGGUUUCUCAGUUUUCCUCGUCCAUUCAUCCAUUUCCUACCCCUUGUCCCUUCUCCCCCCCAUCAAAGUUACAUGUUUAAAAAAAAUAAAAAAAUAAAAACUUAUAUAUAUAUAAAUGUCCACUGUAGUAGACAUUAGUUGUUGUCCUUUUUCCCCCCUAUUAAAGUGACAUGUAAAAAAAAAAAAAAAAAAAAAAAAAAAAUCCAUCCAUCCAUUACUACCGCUUGUCCCUUUCGGUGUGUGGACAAAAAGGUUGAUUUGACCCAGUUUGCCACAUUUUCUCUCAUAAUUGGGAAUAAAUAUUCAAUUUUUUUGAGGUUUCUCGGUUUCCCUCGUCCUUCCAUCCAUUUUCUACAGCUUGUCCCUUUCGGGGUGUGGACAAAACGGUUGAUUUGACACACUUGACCACAUUUUCUCUCAUAUUUGGGAAUAAAUAUUAGAUUUUGUUUUAGGUUUUUCAGUUUCCCUCGUCCUUCCAUCCAUUUUCUACCGCUUGUCCCUUUCGGGGUGUGCACAAAACGGUUGAUUUGACACACUUUACCACAUUUUCUCUCAUAUUUGGGAAUAAAUAUUCAAUUGUUUUGAGGUUUUUCAGUUUCCCUCGUCCUUCCAUCCAUUUCCUACCGCUUGUCCCUUUCGGGGUGUGGACAAAACGGUUGAUUUGACACACUUUACCACAGUUUCUCUCAUAUUUGGGAAUAUAUAUAUUCAAGUUUUUUUUUUUUUAGGUUUCUCAUUUUUCCUGGUGAUUUGUUUUCAUUUCCUAUGUGUGCGCGUAAGCCCCGCCCCGCGCACAAGUUUGCGUCCGUGCAGUGAACAAGUCGCUUGUUUUUUAUUUUUUAUUUUUUUUAUUGUUGCUUAUUUUCUAUUUGUGCGUCCUUAAUGAGAUUUGACCAAGACAACAGCGGCCAGGUUCCGCCGGGUGCCGGUGCCAGGCUUUUCCAUUGGUCCCUGUUUACGCGAUGCCCACGGGAGGCGCGCUGAUUGGUGGCCGCGCUCACGUGACCGCGCAACUUUGUACAUUUGACAGCGAGUAGGAGGGUUCUGUGGAGAUCAGAAAAACGACAGCGCGAUAAAAAUUAGUAUUGUUGCACUUCCCCAAAUUAAUGACCAUGAGUUCCUACUUGAUCAACUCCAACUACAUCGAGCCGUCCUUCCCUCCGUGCGACGAGUACCAGCAGGGCGGGUACGCCGUCCCCAACCCGGGGGACUACUACGAGCGGCCGAAAGACGCGGGCUUCCCCCACCACGACGAAGCGUCCUACCCGCGCUCCAACUACGCGGAACCGGGCUACGACUACGCCAACGUCCCCGCCGCCGGCCUGGAUGACUUCGGCGAGCACGGAGCCUCCGCCGCGCAGCCGCAGCAGAGCCUGCACGUACCGCGCCUGGGAUCCACCCCGGACGCCGCCAAGGACUGCAGCCUGGCCGGCGAGGUGUACCCCGGCGUGGCGAAGGGCAAAGAGCCGGUGGUCUACCCCUGGAUGAAGAAGGUCCACGUCAACUCCGUCAAUGCCAGCUACACCGGGGGAGUGCCCAAGAGGUCCCGCACUGCCUACACCCGCCAGCAGGCUCUGGAGCUGGAGAAGGAGUUCCACUUCAACCGCUACCUGACGCGGCGCCGACGCGUGGAGAUCGCCCACACCAUGUGCCUGUCCGAGCGCCAGGUGAAGAUCUGGUUCCAGAACCGCCGGAUGAAGUGGAAGAAGGAGCACAAGCUCCCCAACACCAAGAUCCGCUCCAGCUCGGCCUCCGCGUCCACGCAGCAGCAGCAGCAGAUGAAAGCGGGCCAGCAGCUGGUGCCCACGCCGUGCUCCGUGGGUCUAUAGUGCACCUUUUACCCCCCUCACACUCAACCCAGACUGAGAUGGCAAAGAACAGGCGGAUUUCAAACGGACCGAGUCAAUAUUUUGCUGUUAUCUGCCGCCCAGAAUUCCACUCCCCGCUCGUCUCGCCUUCAGCUUGUUGUUAUUAUUAUUAUAAUAUUAUUAUUAUUAUUAUUAUUAUUACCAAUGAAGGAUUACGCACAUGGAUCAAAACAAGGUAGCAUUAGAAAUAUUUUGUCCUAUUUUUCCCCCCCACGGAGGAUUAUAAUAUACUUGAAAGUUAUGAUUUUUUUUUUUUUGUAUAGUAGUCAGUCACAUAGCGUGUGUGUGUGUGCGUGUGUGUGUGUGUUGAAUGUUUCGUGCAGGUGACACGGCCCCCACACCGUAAUGUACAUAAAGACACGUGAUCCACGAAGGCACAAUAAGGAACAAAAAAGCAUUUACACUCAUAUAGUUGUUUGUCGUGCACGUCUUUUCUCCACUGUGGACUCGUGCUCGUGCGUCCUUCCUUCCUUCUUCUUGUCGUCUUUUUUCCCCCCACCCGAAAAAACUGUGAACGCUCCGUGUGUGUGUUCGUGUCGUCUCCUAGUGACGUGUCGUGUAGACUGAAUAUGUCCCUGUGAAAUAAACGUGUACUUCACUUC